This is a messenger RNA of Anthonomus grandis grandis, 1932 nucleotides long. Its product is annotated as sodium/potassium-transporting ATPase subunit beta-1. Gene Ontology annotation, cellular component: sodium:potassium-exchanging ATPase complex. NCBI's taxonomy places the organism in Eukaryota, Metazoa, Arthropoda, Insecta, Coleoptera, Curculionidae. The transcript is spliced from 6 exons. Gene Ontology annotation, biological process: sodium ion export across plasma membrane; intracellular potassium ion homeostasis; intracellular sodium ion homeostasis. The record is from RefSeq and is a predicted model, not a curated record. Bases 218 to 1186 code for a protein of 322 amino acids. Gene Ontology annotation, molecular function: ATPase activator activity.
UUCGGUUGCUAGCGGCAGAAAUUCCCACCAAAGACUCUCUUGCUGCUGAAACAUCGCAUCAGGCAGGAGUUUCGAUACACAAAAUAUACCUACAUGAACUAGUGCGCUCGCGACUCGCGAUCUCGUUUCUGGUUUACUCGUAACUGUUAACGUGCGUUAACGCGGUUAUUUUUUAAUUUAAUACUAUAGGUUAAAAAAGUAAAAAAAAGACGCUCAAAUGGUUGUCUCCGAUCAAUCUGAAGAUAACGGCGGUGUCAAAGAGUUUCAGUUUCAAAAGUUGAAACAUGAAACAAAAUGGGAAACUUUUAAGAGAGCCAUCUAUGAUCCUGAAACCAAAUCUGUGCUGGGAAGGACUGGGAAAAGUUGGGGUCAACUUCUUCUAUUCUACGCCAUCUUUUACGCAGUCCUUGCAGCCCUAUUCGCGAUAUGUAUGCAAGGCCUUUUUGCCACCUUAAGCGACACACAACCUACCUGGACUCUGGACAAAAGUUUAAUAGGCACCAAUCCAGGCUUAGGUUUUCGUCCCAUCUCUAAAAGAACGGAGGAGGGAUCGUUGAUCGUAUAUAACAUGACCAAUCAAACGGAGGUCAAUAAAUGGGUUGAUUUGAUCGAUGAAUUUUUAAUACCAUACAAAGCAAACCAAGCAGGUAAGAAUUACGUGACCUGCGAUUUCGAUAAGCCUCCCGCUGAAGGAAAAGUAUGCGUUAGCGACUUAUCAAAACUGGGAAACUGCAACAAAGAUCGCGCUUAUGGAUACAAUGGAUCCUCUCCCUGUAUAUUCUUAAAGCUGAAUAAGAUAUUUGGUUGGAAGCCAGAGUAUUAUACUGAAGUGCAUCCCGAUAUGCCCAAAGAGUUAAAAUUACAUAUUGAAGAAAAUACUAAGAACGUCACUGAGCGACAACAAGUAUGGGUCUCCUGCACGGGUGUCGAUGAUAUAGACAAAGAACACGUGCAGUCGUUCAAUUAUUAUCCUCACGGAUUUGCCAGCUACUACUACCCGUAUCAAAACUACCCCAAUUACAUAAGUCCUAUUAUCGCGGUGGAGCUCGUCAAUGUUAAAACAAAUAUUAUUAUCAGCGUAGAAUGUCGAGCUUGGGCGAAAAACAUCGAAUACAAGGGCGGAUCCUUGAAGAGGGCAGGGUCGGUUCAGUUCGAAAUACAAGUAGAUGAUGAUGCAAGUUUAUAAGAUAUAUGAUUUGUUUGACAGACAAAUUAAUAUUAAUGCGAAUUUUGAAUGUCUACUAAUGUAUGUUCAACUCUGGCCUGGUCCGGCUUCAGUACUUAUUUUUUUAUUUAUUUAUUUAUAUUUUAAUUUUAUGUAGUUUGUACGGUUUUGUGUUCUUUAGGUUGUGCCCUUGCAGGUUGUGCCUUAAUGUUUUUUUUUUCAUAUACGAAAAUUGUUAUUUGUGUAUAGUUUUAUCGUGUUGUUUUAUUGAGGGAGUAUUAAAUGUUACCAAAUAAGUAGGUAUCUAUGUGUGUUUUAGAGCUUUAUAAAUUUGUUAAAUACCUUUAUAUUACUCUAUUACAGUUUCUAAGAAUCACUGUGCUUUAGAUCAUAUCUCUAAUAGGGGACCAUACUGAGUGUGCCUUAGAUCUUUAACAAAAAUAUAAAUAAGUUUAAUGUAUCAGGAUAGCAGAUUGGUUCUUAGAAUUUAAUUCAUAAUAAUUAGGUACCAUACAAAAUUAAGUAUUAAUACAAGUCGCAUAAGUUUUUUUUUUUUCAAAUUGAGAAAUAUUUUUGUUCAUGUUAGUGUGUAUAGCUAUUGUGUACUUAUGUGAUUUUAUAGCUUUAAUUCAUAUUGCCAGUGUCAUCAUAUUUUAUUAUAAACAUUAUAGAUUUACAGGAUAUUUUUAGUUAGAAUUUGAGCUCAUUUACAUAAUGGUACAUUUCAGUAAACAUCAAAAAAGUAAACAAUAUUUGAAAAUAUUAUA